AUGAUGCUGCAGACAGCACAAGGUGAACCAACAGCAGCAGCAGCUGCUGCUGCUGCUGCUGCUGCUGUUGCCCCUGUUACUGCUGCUGCUGCUGCUGCUGAGGAGGCAGCCACACAGGAGAGACAACUUACUACCCUGCAGCAGCCAUUCUUUAAUGAUGUGCUGCCCCAGCUGGCGCAGCAGCUCGUUGCUGCUGCUCGUGCAGCAGGCAUUGCCCUCUCUCUUGCGCAUGCAGCUUAUUUGCUGCUGACUAUACCUCCUGCAGCAGCAACAGUAGCAACAGCAGCAGCAGGAGAGAAGGUAAGCGAGGACGUAGCAGCAGCAGCCGCAGCGCGUGCCCCUCUGGAUUCUGCAGCAGCAGCAGCAGCAGAUGCAGCAGCAGCAGCAGAAGGAGUGCAGGAGCUAGUAGAGCAAGCACUGGACUCCGUGCUGCCCAUCACCCGCCUCCCUUGCAUCUAUUCGCUGCCGCUGCAGCUAAGGAAGCAGCACCUUAAGGAGCUUAGCUGUAUUGUUCUUGCUGCUCUGCUGCUGCAGCAGCGCAAAGCAAUAGCAGUAGCUAAUGCUGCUGCAGCAGCUGCAGCAGCAGCAGCUGCUGGCACAUCAAAGACUUCAGGAGAGCAGACAGUAAAAUCACCACCACCAGCAGCUGCUGCUGCACCGGCAGCAGCAGCAGCAGCAACAGCAACAGCAGCAAAGUCAGCAACGCGCAAGCCACCAAAACCAACGAAAGCAGAAGCAGCAGCAGCAGCAAAGAAAUUAGAGGCAGCACAGAGAGCAGCAGCAGCAGCAGAGAAGUUUGAUUGGCUUGUGCCGCCGGAACAGCUUGCUGCUGUUCUUGCUGCUGAGCAGCAGCAGCUGCUGCUGCAGCAAGCGCUGCAGGGACAGGACGCGCUGCAGCGGAUUCGCAAUAUCUUUAGUAUUAGCGAAGCACAAAGAGAAGCCAUCGGAGUUGACGACAACCUUGCUGCAGUCAUUGCAACAGAGAGUGUCUUUCGAGUGCAGCAGAUCCGCUUUGUGCAGGCGUUGCUGGUGCAGCAGCAGCAGCGGCACGGCUCAGCAGCAGCAGCAGCAGCAGUAUGUGUAGAGGAACUUUCUGCAGCAGAGAGCUGCCUGCAGCAGCACAAAGGGGAAGCACCACCAGAGAUAGUGUAUAGACACCUUGCUGCUGCAGGUGCUGCUUACCUUGGAGUGUAUAAGGAGCAGCAGGCUCUGCUGCAGCUUGCUGCUCUGCGGCAGCUGCUGCAGCAGCAUGCAGAAAAUCUUAACUCACCAGACACCACAAAGCUUGAUGCUGCUGCUCUCCGUCUGCGGAGGCGAACAAAGCCGCAGCAGCAAGACGAGCCUAUUAGCAGCAGCAGCAGCAGCAGGAGCAGCAAGCUGAGUAUACUAGCAGAAGCAGAUCUUGAUCAGCAGCAACCAGCAGAACUGGGGGGACCGGAUCUAAAGGCUCUGUUGGUGUGGGCAUAUCACCAAGAGCUGCAGGAGCUGCAGCGUCGCCUACCGCAGCAGCAGCAGCAGCAGCAGCAGGAGCAGCAGCAGGAGGGAUCAGAAGCUUGCUGCGAUUGGGAGCUUCGUCCCGAGUUGUAUGUACGUCUGAGUAAAGGGAAGUCAGCAGAUGCAGCAGCAGACACAGAAGAUCUGCUGCAGCAGACAGCAGCAAGCAGCAGCAGCUACAGCUACAACGAAUGGGAGCUAAGGAGACAGGCACUGCAGCAAGUUAGGCAUUGCCGCUGCAGCACGAAGGGGACACAGACAAUCUUGUCUUCCUUUCGUACAGAAGCAGAGACACAAUGUGCUACUACUGCAGCAGCAGCAACAAAUACUCCUGCUACUGCUGCUGCUGCUGCUGGCCAGCGCAGCAGCAGGGCAUUCUCUGGUCUACGUGGUGUCUCUGCACAAGCUAAUAAACCUCUUAAGGAGGUCAUCCUUAACUUCAACUUCUAA
Messenger RNA from Eimeria maxima, 1944 nucleotides. RefSeq lists its product as hypothetical. The record is from RefSeq and is a predicted model, not a curated record. The transcript has 4 exons. Gene Ontology annotation, biological process: regulation of cilium beat frequency. Gene Ontology annotation, cellular component: ciliary basal body; axoneme. Lineage: Eukaryota; Apicomplexa; Conoidasida; Eucoccidiorida; Eimeriidae. The coding region runs from base 1 to 1944 and encodes 647 amino acids.